This is a messenger RNA of Paramecium sonneborni, 1490 nucleotides long. NCBI's taxonomy places the organism in Eukaryota, Ciliophora, Oligohymenophorea, Peniculida, Parameciidae. The record is from the annotation of a GenBank genome assembly.
AUGUAGCCUCAAUUACCAAAAAUUCAUGAUAGAUCAUUAUAAUAUGGUGAUAAUCCAUUCUAUGUUCCAGAUGAAUAUGAGAUAUUCAAAUUGAAAGAAAAAUCAAAAUUAGCUAGAUCUGAAGAAAGAGUUAAAUUUUCAAAAUUGAAGAUUGAAGAUAAGAGUAAAAAAUAAAAAGGAUUUUUCACUGUUAGAACAAUAGAUCGUUUGGGAAGUGAAGAAACAUCAUUUGAUAGAGAAGAAUAAGAUAAGAUGUAUGAAUUAAAUAUAAUUAAAGUAAUAUUGUUGAAGCUGCUAAUAAUGCAUUAAAAAAUAGAGUUAAAUUUAGAGAACCUAUGCAUUAAUUUUUAGAAAAGAAAAGAGAAAUGUUAUUAUUUUAAAUGCUAAUUGAUUAAAAAAGAGAAAUGAUUGAUGUUUAUGAGAAGUAAGCUAGAUUUCAUAGAAAAGGUUUAGAAUAAAGUGAAUAAUUAAUUGAUGAGGAUAUUGAAAUGUUCAAUAAAUUUUUAGAAGCUAAUAAUAAUAGUUCUAGAGAUGCAAUUAAAGAAGCAGAAAAUGAAACUAGAUUGAAAUAAGAAAAAACUAAUGAAAUUAAAGUGUUAUAAGAACAUAGAACUGAAUUAAUGACUAAAAAUUAAUAAAAAGUAGAUAAUUUAGAAGAUCUCAUAAAAUACAAAAAUUUUUUAGACAGAAUAACUCCAAAAGAAUUUAAAAAAAAAAGUAGAAAAUUAUAAAACAAAAUCAAAAAUAAAAAUAAUCUUUAAGAAAAUUAAAUAAGUUCUGAUUUAUAAAAAAUAUUAGAUGAUUCUGAUGAUGAAUUUGAUUCAUAUUUUAAAGAUCCAAAUUAAUUAUUUGAUAUUUUUUAAUAAUUGGAAGAAAGAAAUCUUUUUUUAAUAGCCAAUACAAAAGAAAGAGAAUAAAUGGUUGAAGAAUUGAGAUCUAAAGUAGAUUAAAAAAAGAAGUAAUUAGAGGAUAAGAAAUAAAAUGCAAUUUAAAAUAGAAUAGAUUUAGAAAAAUAAAUAAUUACAAUAAAUGAUUAAAUUAAGACUUUAAAAAGUAUAAAAAGUGAUAAUGAGGGAUUUGAAUCUCUUCGUAAUUUAGAAUAGAUGAUUUCUAGAAUGUAUAAAACAGAUUUAAAUCCAGAACCAAGAAAGGAUAUGUCAGGAUUAGAAAUGUUAAGAGAAACAGAAAGAAAAUUAGAAUAAUAUAUUUUAGAAAUAAAAAGAUAUAGAUAAAUAGCACCAGAUUUAGUAUUAGAUAAAGAAAAAGGAUGUAUAAGAAUUAAGAAGGAAAAAAUGAAAUAAGAAAAAUAAGAAUAAGAUAUAAUUGAGAUGUAGAAAAAAUAAUAAGAAUAAUAAAGAGAGAUUAUUAUUUAAAAAAGAUAUGGAAGACCAAUUAUGAUAAGAUCAUGGCCACCAAAAGAAGAAAAAGAAGAAUAAAUAGUAACUGAAAUUAGUGAAGAAGAGAAAGAGAGAUUAAAAUAUUUUACAUGA